AUUUAUUCUCGACAAAAUUGAUGAUACUAAAAAGACGUGUAAAAAAUCAAAAGAAAAAAUAUUACAUCAACGAUGAUUUAACGCUAUUUGAUCAAAGUGUCAAAAAUCUUAAUUAAAUGUAUUUUAUUAAUCGAUCGGUUGAAAUGUUCUGCUUGAAAAUAACUGGGGAAGAAAUAAAUUCGGGUAUCGAUCGUAACGAGUUGCGAGUCGAUAUCGAUUAUUAAGGAAAUUAUGAGAGGUUAAAGUUCAAAAGGCUACGAGAGUCUGUUCGAGAGUGAGGAAAAGAAAAGAAAAGAAAAGGAAGAGGAGGAGGAGGAGGAGGUGGGGAGGAGGAGGAUGACAACGAGAAGCAAAAGUCGUGUGCGUGUCGGAAUUAUGACCCUUACGAGCAGCCCGUGUGAGCUAGACAACAUGAGCUUGUUUCAAGACCUCAAGUUGAAAAGGAGAAAGGUCGACUCCCGAUGUAGUAGCGACGACUCCCCGGUAUCCCUCGGAUCAGCAGGCUCACCGCUCGGGAUCCAGCCGGCGGACGCACCUUCACCCAUAAACUUUCCUGCUCCAGGGGAGAGCAUGGCGGAUACCUCGACCCUGUCGCCUGACGCCAACAUGCCAGGCUCGCCGGACUGUCCCAUGGUCAAAGUGAAGAGCGAGUACAUCCUGGGCAGCCCAAGUCCAGGAACACCUCGAGAUCCUUUGCGAGUAGCUGCCAUGGCUGGUGGAGGAGCUGCCGGGGCAGGUGGAGGAAGUAACGGUGGGAGUGCCGGAGGAGGAGGUGGAGGAAGUGGUCAGGAAUUACGCGAAACAACGUGCACGGAUCGUGCUUCACCUGAUUCGGUCUUCCCAGAUACUGGAACGAUGGUGGGAUUUAGAAUAAUCGAGGAACAACAGCAGCAGCAGCAACACCAUCACCAACAGCAGCAGCAACAGCAGCAACAGCAACAACAACAACAACAACAACAACAACAACAACAACAACAUCAUCACCAACAGCAGCAGCAGCAGCAGCAGCAGCAACAGCAACAACAACAGCAACAGCAGCAGCAGCAGCAACGUUCCAGUACUCCAGCACCAAACAGGUCUUCACCUUACUCACCCGUGCAAGCUGUCUCCACGACACCAAUGCCUCUAGAACCGUCCUCGAGGAGCGAGAGUCCUGACAAAGGUGAUCUCUCGUCUGUUCAAAUGAAAGAAGAGUCCGAUAAUUCGGUCUUUGACGGUGGAGGUGGCGGAGGCGGAGGUGGUGGAGGUGGUGGCAGUGGCGGUAAUUCCGGCGUUCGUACGGAGACAUCCACCCAGCCUAGUCACCGGAACAGUCCGUCGUCGCAAUACAAUCCGAACCAGAGCAUGAGUCCUACCGGUAGUUCGGCUCACGUCUCUCAACAGCAACAGCAACAACAACAACAACAACAACAACAACAACAGCAACAGCAACAGCAACAGCAGCAGCAGGCAUCGCCGAGGGCGCGAGCACCCUCGGUUCCGCCUCAUCUUUUAGCUCAUCAUCAAUUCUGGUCACAAAAUUCCGGUGUACAGGGAUUCGCUACGCAAAGGCUAUUGAAUGGUGUAAUAAGUAGCGCCGUUAGUUAUGGACAAAACGUUGCCACGGUUUCCACCAGUAGCUGCACUACUUUGAGUACGGAGACUGGUAAUAGCGGCAGUGGAAGUUCCAGUAGUACGGGAGCAACUACAACGGCGUCCUCGUGCGCAGGAAUGAAGCCCCCAGCCCAAAGGCCAGCCCCAGCACCACCGAGACCGUCGCCCACGGUGGUCAUGGGAGAAAUCGGUGGCGUUAGGACGAUGGUAUGGACGACGCCACCUUCGGACCCUGUACCACCACCCGCGGCCUCGUGGACGGCCACAGCCGCGGCAGCUUCCUGUUCCUCUUCGGAGGAAUCGGCGGCCCAACUUCUCCUAAACCUCGGACAAGAGUCCAGAGGAAAACCACCUUCCGUUUCCUAUUCGUCCGGGCCACCCCUCAACAUGGAGAGGCUAUGGGCCGGCGAUUUAACGCAACUGCCGGCUGCCCAGCAGAUGCAAGCUCUCAAUCUGACGGCAUCGGGCUCCAGUCAGCCUUGGGUGAGAAACGGCGGGGUCAUCAAGUCCGAGGCGGCCUCGCAAUCAAUGUCGGUCGCACCACCUGCCCCACCGUUACCGCCUCAAGAACACGAGGAAGACGAAACGCCCAUGAUCUGCAUGAUUUGCGAGGAUAAAGCCACCGGAUUGCAUUAUGGCAUUAUCACGUGCGAGGGGUGCAAAGGUUUCUUCAAAAGGACUGUACAAAAUAGGCGGGUGUAUACGUGUGUAGCAGAAGGUGGCUGCGAAAUCACAAAGGCACAGAGAAACAGGUGUCAGUACUGCCGCUUCAAAAAGUGUAUCGAACAGGGUAUGGUCCUGCAAGCCGUUCGAGAAGACCGGAUGCCUGGUGGAAGAAAUUCUGGUGCCGUCUAUAAUCUUUAUAAGGUUAAAUACAAGAAGCAUAAGAAGAGUAACAAAGGAAGUGGGAUGAGCGGUGGGAACAUGGGUGGCAUGGGUGGCGGCGGUAACGUUGGUGGUGUGAACGGGUCGGGAUCCCUUGGUGCCAGUAAAGGUACCAUGGGCCCGACGAUGUUGGACAAACACAUGGUAGCAGCUGUGGCUGCGCAUCACAGUCAGCAACAGCACGCACAGCUCGCUGGUAGCUUCCUCCAUCAUCACAAAAUUUCGUCGGGCGAUCCGCUCAACUCGCAACCUACUCCCAGCCAUCCAAGUCACCCUGCCCAUUCGGGCCACCUGGUCAAUGGAACGAUCCUGAAGACUGCUCUCACCAACCCUUCCGAGGUGGUACACCUACGGCAGAGGCUAGAUAACGCUGUUAGUAGUUCGAGGGAUAGAGCAUUUCCUUUGGACACGACCCUCGAUAUGAUUCAAACGCUCAUAGAUUGCGAUGAGUUCCAAGAUAUUGCAACGUUAAGGAACUUGGACGAGCUGCUGGACCACAAAUCAGAUUUAAGUGAAAAGCUGUGUCAAAUAGGAGACAGCAUAGUGUACAAGUUGGUGCAGUGGACCAAAAGGUUACCGUUUUACCUUGAGCUGCCGGUUGAAGUUCACACGAGGCUGCUCACUCACAAGUGGCACGAACUCCUCGUGUUGACCACCUCCGCUUAUCAGGCGAUGCACGGUCAGCACAAGUUCGCCAAUGUAACCUCGGAUGGAACGGGCGCGGAAUUUAUGCAAGAAGUUUCCAACAACAUGUUUACGCUCCAAACGUGCCUAACUAGCAUGAUGGGCCGAUCGAUAACCAUGGACCAAUUACGACAAGACGUAGGGCUCAUGGUGGAAAAAAUUACUUAUGUCACGCUUAUGUUCAGGCGGGUGAGAUUAAGGAUGGAGGAAUACGUCUGUCUAAAAGUGAUCACCAUGCUCUCGCAAGCACGAGGAGGUACACUGGAGUUAGAACAGAUACAAGAACGGUACAUGAGCUGUCUGCGAAGUUUCGUCGAACACAGUGCACCACAGCAGCCAGGUCGAUUUCACGAUCUACUCGUCAGGUUGCCGGAAGUAAGUUUAACGAUGCACGAAGAAACAUUAUGGUCCUUUCCC
Messenger RNA from Polistes canadensis, 3579 nucleotides. RefSeq names its product hormone receptor 4-like (gene Hr4). The annotation marks the transcript as partial. NCBI's taxonomy places the organism in Eukaryota, Metazoa, Arthropoda, Insecta, Hymenoptera, Vespidae. Gene Ontology annotation, biological process: regulation of DNA-templated transcription. The record is from RefSeq and is a predicted model, not a curated record. The transcript has 10 exons. Gene Ontology annotation, molecular function: DNA-binding transcription factor activity; sequence-specific DNA binding; zinc ion binding.